CUUGGAAAUAUAAAGACGAAAUAAAAAAGGUGCUCGCCUAAUGUAAUGAUAUGGUGGUAUGUGGAUAAACCGCGGAUGUUUCGUAUGGCGUAUAGCGUGAUAAAAUGGAUAGGUACCUAACCUACUCAAAAAUGCUUGGUAAUUUGAUGAAACAACCUAUCAACUUGAUACUGCCGCUUCCUUAUUAAAGCUUACAUAUCCGUUCGGUUUACCAAGGGGAGCAAUUACCAAUAUGGAAAUAACCAGCCUCCUAACCUGGAUAGAUCGAUCGAUCUUACGUGUUUAAUGCAAGAAAGAGAUACCUAGGUAAAGCUGGCCGGGAAGGUAAAAGUAAGCGGGGCAUUGGACACACUAAGAAAGUAGGGGGGGUACAUAUUGUACCAUAUAGUACAUGAGAGAUAGCGUGUUUCUGGACAUUUCUCCUUCCCUCCAGCAUCUUUUUCAUCCCACUUGGAUCAUACAUAAGUUUUUUUUUUCAUGCUAUGCUCAAUCCAUAAGCUCCAUAAGUUGUUCCCCAUUCAUCAUUCGUCAUUCCCACUUGCCGGUUUUGAAAGGGGGUUAUAGCGUUGCUUUUCCGUUACGUUGGAAAAAAUAAAUAGACCACGAUGCGCCCGCAUAUUGUCACUUCAGCCGUCUUUUCCCUCUCUAGACUUACCAGCACCUCGGCCACCUCUCGGACAACCAAAGCUCUCCUAACUUCCAACUUACCCCUUAAAGCCCUCUCUGCAGCGACCUGUCCCACCCAGAGACUAUUCUCCUCUACCGCUUCCCAGUGUACCUCUAAACCCUCGACGACACCCUCCGCCCCCUACAGCACAAGCACAAGCACAAUGGCUUCUUCCCUUCUCGAAAGCGUCAAGGCCCGCCGCACGUACUACGUGCUUAACAAGGAGCUCCCCAUCUCUACGGACCGUGUCCAAGAGAUCGUCAAGGAGACCCUCCUCCACGUCCCCUCAUCCUUCAACUCCCAGUCCAACCGUAUCCUAGUCCUCUUCGGCGCUGAGCACGACAAGCUCUGGGAUAUCGCCAGUGGCAUUCUAAAGACUAUCGUCCCUGCAGAUGCCUGGGAGCACACCGCCCAACGUAUGAACGGCUUCAAGGCUGGCGCCGGAACCGUCCUGUUCUUCGACGACCAGAACGUCGUCAAUGGCAUGCAAGAAAAGUUCGCUCUGUACGCCGACAAGUUCCCCAUCUGGGCCCAGCAGUCAAACGCUAUGGCCCAGUACGUCGUCUGGACCGCCCUUACGGCCGAGGGUGUCGGCGCCAACCUCCAACACUACAACCCUCUCAUCGACGUGAAGGUCGCCAGCGAAUGGGGUAUCCCCGAGAGCUGGAAGCUUAACGCCCAGCUCGUCUUCGGCGGCCGUAGUGGCGAGGCCGGUCCCAAGGACUUCCAGCCCAUUGAGGAGCGCUACAAGGCCUUCGGUGCUUAAGUGCACACAAUACGCCAAACAGCGAUUAUCACCUCCACUAUUGCUGCUGUCCUGACUCCAACCCAACACUACCAUGGUUGGGUCAGAGAAACAACCUAAGUCUCCAAAUCUAAUCGGUGUCGCGUUACGUCUAUGUCGAGUGCGUAAGGGAACCUCAAUCAUCAGUCAUCAAUCAUCAUCUUGGAAAGAAAGGACAGGAACUGGAUUCAUUUUUAGAAUGCUGGCUUUGCUGCUUUUAGAUAGACGGGCGAGGGGAGAACCUCCCUUUUCGUCGCGAAAGAGUUCCUUAGACUUUACUUACUACCUACCUACCCCCUUAGCCUAGGAAGCGUUCAACACCACCUAUUAGAACUAUAUAACUAAAUAAAUUAGUGAAAUUGACCAGCAACGAGAAGUUGUG
Molecule: messenger RNA, 1833 nt
Organism: Annulohypoxylon truncatum
Lineage: Eukaryota; Fungi; Ascomycota; Sordariomycetes; Xylariales; Hypoxylaceae
Product: Nitroreductase
Exons: 3
Coding region: 606-1433 (275 amino acids)
Biological process (GO): cellular response to oxidative stress
Source: RefSeq, a predicted model, not a curated record